Messenger RNA from Morchella sextelata, 1308 nucleotides. RefSeq lists its product as uncharacterized. Bases 1 to 1308 code for a protein of 435 amino acids. Lineage: Eukaryota; Fungi; Ascomycota; Pezizomycetes; Pezizales; Morchellaceae. The record is from RefSeq and is a predicted model, not a curated record. The transcript has 7 exons.
AUGCAUUUCUCCACCUUUCUUCAAGUUCUCGGUUUCUUGGGAUUGAUGAGCAGCACCAAUGCUCACCACAUGCUCACCAACAUCAUCAUUGGGGGAGUCGACCAAGGUGAUGGGAAUUCCAUGCUCAGAAAGGCUGUUUCCAUUGAUGCAGGGCGAUCUGUGACUUUACAGUGGCGCACCUGGCCGGAUGGAUCUCAAAAUGCACCGAUUGCUGAUUCUCAUCAAGGUCCGUGUGCUGUUUACAUGAAGAGUGUAAAUUCUUUUACUGAUCAGGCGCCGGCAAAUGGCCCUGGUUGGUUCAAGAUUUGGCAUGAUGGAUUCAGAGAUGGUGUGUUUUGUACCGAGAGAUUGAGAGCCUCUGGUGGAAAGAUGACUGUCACCAUUCCAAAGGAUCUUGCUGGUGGUCUUUAUCUUAUCCGUGCUGAACAUCUUGCUUUGCACCAAGCUCAAAACAUUGGUGGUGCUCAGUGGUACAUUGGAUGUGUCCAAGCUAGGGUUUACUCCACCGGCGGUAAUGCACGUCCUCAGGGAGUCUCUAUCCCUGGCCAUACUGAUGCAAAUCACCCGGGGGUCCACUUCGACUACUGGAACAACAUGAAGCCCACAUCUUAUUCUAUUCCAGGCCCAGCACCAUAUGUGGUAACCAACGCUGGUGGCGGUUCAAGGAUCCCCCAAGCAUUUCAACAGCAAAACCCAGCCUGCCGAGUCAGUAACGCAGAUUGGUGUUCAGCUGAUUUGCCUGAGUAUAAAGACGAGGGAUCUUGUUGGGAAUCUUGUGGAAACUGUUGGAAACAAGUGAAUGAUUGCUACAACACCGCUCCACCAACUGGUCACAAAGGCUGCACCCAAUUUGAGAAUUACUGCACAAAAGCACAGGAGCAGUGUAGGCAAUGUGGUUCUGGAACAGCAUGCCAUGGAUCCUUUCCCCCUGCCAAACGCAGCCUUUCUCUCAGCUCCGAUGGAGAAGGUACUCCUCAAAACCGCAAUGUCAAUAAGCAUACCCGCCGAACCACUGCCCCAGUCGCCUCCUCCGCUCCCGAGGCUAAGCCUAUGAGUAAAGAGACAAUGGGAAUCGAGAUUUGUGUCCUCACCCAGAAGAACUGCAAUAAUCACAAUGAUCUUCUUUUCUGUGGUCGCUUUGCGCAUGCGUGUGUCCAUGCGGUCGAGAAGUAUGCAGAGCAGUUCCCGGUUAAGGCCGAGAGAAAGUGGCAAGGCUUGUGGAUGUUUCAAACCGUAUGUGAUAACGAGGAUUUGAGUAAGGAUGCCUGCAGAGACAAAUAUUCAAAGGCAAUGGAGGGAUUUGAGUAG